UACCAUUUUCUCCUACGACCUGAACAUAACACACUCGUGAUAACCUGCUGACGUCAGACCUGCGUGCGGGAUAGUAGUUUACAUCACGUAGCCGACCGGCUAACUACUUCCUCCUUCAUUUUUAGCUACGUGCGACCUGAGGCUCUAAAGGCUCCUAAACCUGUCCGAAUAAUUUCUUGAUAGGCGAUUCAAAUAGCGACACACUCCCUAAACAAUCAAGAUGUCUUCUUAUGAUGAGAAUGAGUCAAAGUUCCUUCGUAAGGCAAAGGAGAAUCCAUUUGUCCCAGUGGGAAUGGCUGGAUUCUUUGCCAUUGUGGGGUACAGACUGCUGAAAAUGAAAAAUCGGGGAGACACAAAAAUGUCAGUUCACCUGAUUCACAUGCGUGUAGCUGCCCAAGGCUUUGUGGUUGGAGCCAUGACUGUUGGGGUCCUGUAUUCAAUGUACAAAGAGUACAUUGUAAAACCCAGAGAAGAACAGAAAGCAGUGCAACACAAGUGAACAUGGACUGACAUAUUAUGUCCCUUAAUAUUACCUCAUAUUAAGGUGUGUAGAAGUUUAUUUUUAGAUGUGUCAUAAUUAUUGUAUGCACACAUCCCUUCAGCAGCUCACAUCUACUGUUAACUUAUUGAUUACACUUGCUAUCCUCUAAGUAGCGUACCAGAGGGUCAAGUUAUCUCUUCUGUACUGAGGAAGUGUAUUGCUCCAGCUGUUUUAACACUGGUUGCACUCUGUGUUUGCGUCUGUGAACCCAUCUGAUUUGAUAUCUAUGCCAACAGGUGACUUGACUGACAGAGUUUUGUUGCCUCUUAUUUAAAAGGUGUGUGAGUGAAAUAUCAAAAACUAAAACAUCUAGCAAAUCACUUAAAAACAGUUAGACUAGGCUAAGCCUAGAUUUAAAAAAAAAUAACCACCAACCGCAGGUAGACUGAUAAUUUAUUUCUUCUUUUCAUUGUGUUUAUUUUAUUGUCUCACACCAGCUAUAUUUUUUGAUGUACUAAUGUAGGUAUUUUUGCCAAAUGGAAAAUGUUUGCACCUUAGCCCACUUUUUUCUUCUUCAUGGGCAUCCCAGUGCAUUAGGCAUGUGUUUUGGAAGGCUUUGACAACAUGUGGUUUAAAGACAAGGCCUGUACUCUCACAUUAUUUAAACAACAAUGACACAAAUGGUUUGUGACCCACCACAGUAUCAGGUAAUGACACAAAACAAAUAUAUAAAAUAAUCGCAUGGAAAAAACAUGAAACAUGAAUCAAAAACAUAGAGGUAUGUUGUAGAAAUACAGUGUGUGAUUUCUUUCAAUAGGCGUUAUACAAAUGUAUUGUAAAGGCCAAGUCUCUUUUUCAUUUGAGUCAUUGUUACAUAGUGUACACAGGGCUCCAAUGUUUCAUUACAGAAGCUUUACAAGUCUUCAUGAGACUAAACUGAUGUGCACCUACAGACUGUACAGUAACCCAUAGCUUGUGAUGUGCUUAAAUAGAUGCCUUUUUAAGUUUUUCACAAAGUUAAGUUUCAAACGGUGUGUACAAAUACAGUUCCUUUUUCUAAAGUUUCUUUUUCUGGAAAUAAAAAUGACCAGUCUUGUAA
Messenger RNA from Sander lucioperca (pikeperch), 1580 nucleotides. RefSeq names its product HIG1 hypoxia inducible domain family, member 1A (gene higd1a). The transcript has 4 exons. Gene Ontology annotation, biological process: mitochondrial respirasome assembly. NCBI's taxonomy places the organism in Eukaryota, Metazoa, Chordata, Actinopteri, Perciformes, Percidae. The coding region runs from base 221 to 499 and encodes 92 amino acids. Gene Ontology annotation, cellular component: mitochondrion. The record is from RefSeq and is a predicted model, not a curated record.